GUGAAAAGUCCUAAUGUUGACGCCCGAUGGUGGUAGUCUCGGUGAGUGCCCCACAUCACCGAGAAACCCCAAAUUGAGUGGGCGAAAAGCGUCAACCACAGAAAUCGCACCUUGGCAAUCUUCACUCUCAAUCAUCUUACUGUCUAAUCCGAGAAGCUUUUUUUGUGCAGAAUUCCCACACUAUAGUGUCACAGAGUCGUUUCUCGAAAAUAUAACCAGCGACAAGAUUCGCGAGUUCAGACUAUAGACAUUGCUCGGCAAAUUCCUUUCUUCACAAUACAUCGGGAAUAUCUCUCCCAAGACCUGCCACGAUGGCUCCCUCGGCGGAAAAUCACAGUCGGUCGCAUAGCCUCUUACUGUUCCAGAAGCUGCUCAAUCUGAGGGAUGGCGCGAGUCCUUUGACCUUGGUGCUGGACAGCCUCGAGCAGAGCGCCGCGCCGGUCCUUCGGGAGUUCGUCUCCAGAGCCAAGGUUGCAAAGGCCAAAAUAAUUCUGCUCUCUUUCGCGACGCUCAAGCGCCCACGAGGCGUGGACGUCGUCGUCAGAGCCCGCGGGAAGAACCUCAAGGCACUGAGAGCAGAAAUCCUUUCACAUUAUCCCAAGAUGGACCCUACAGCAGCCAAGGGCGCAUCUCCAUCCCAAAAAACUGUAGUCCUUCUCGACUCCCUCAAUGAGCUCGCUACAGCGGCGCCGCAGAUCCUGCCCAGCUUCCUCUCCAGCAUCAUCAUGCCCGCUGUGUCGCUCGUGGCCGUCUACCACACCGACGUGCCCCUCGUCCUCCCGCGCACCGUGAGCGAGUAUGAACCGCACCCACUGACGGUGCUCUCCCACCUCGCGACCUCUAUUCUGCGGCUCUCGGGUCUACGGCAGGAAAUUGAGCGCCAAAAGGCGCGGAACAGGAGUCUGCAGGAGCCCGAGUGGGGUCUGGGUGAGGGCCGGGAGGGCGUCCUCGUCGGGCUCAAGGGCGAUGUCAAGUCGGAGGAUUAUCACGGCGUCGUGGUCGAGAUGGAGGUUAGGAGGCGGAGCGGAAGGGCCAUGGCGGAGAAGUUUGUUGUUUUGCCGCAGAAAGAACAGGUUUCGUCCGCUGCUGGUGUUGCAGCAAGGGGGUCGAGGAUUUUCCUCCUUUCGGAGCACCCCGUUUUCGCUGCCCCUGGGGAUUCUGGCGAGGCAGAUGCAGGUCACGGGGAGGACGAGGAGCCGGAGAGCACGUUCAACCUGGGUCUCACGGAGAAACAGCGAAAGGACAGAGAGGGUAUUGUUCUGCCUUACUUUGACGCGCAAACGGAUAUAGGGGCUGGUGAGGGUGGCAGGAUUCUCUAUGAGAUGGGUAGGGAGGAUGAUUUUGAUGACGAGGAGGAUGAGAUUUAGGCGGCCUUACCCGGGCUUACUACUAGGUACGGCAAGACACGCGCUUAGGAUGACGGAACUUCCAUUACUUCUGCCAAUGGCAGCGUGAAAGAUGAAUUAC
Colletotrichum godetiae is the source of this 1467-nucleotide messenger RNA. Its product is annotated as histone acetylation protein 2. Bases 312 to 1367 code for a protein of 351 amino acids. Gene Ontology annotation, molecular function: tRNA binding. The record is from RefSeq and is a predicted model, not a curated record. Gene Ontology annotation, biological process: tRNA wobble uridine modification. The transcript is spliced from 3 exons. Gene Ontology annotation, cellular component: nucleus; cytosol; elongator holoenzyme complex. Lineage: Eukaryota; Fungi; Ascomycota; Sordariomycetes; Glomerellales; Glomerellaceae.